GCACAGCCACCGCGACAGAGGCAGGAGCCAAAGUUCCGCGGAGCGCGGCCCGGGGGGGCCCCCAUGGAGGUCGGGCGGCCAGCUGGAGCAGAGCAGCCCCCCCGGCACUGAGGAGAUGGCGACGAGCCCGCUGCCCGGCCCCACGGACAUCCUGCUGCCGUCGCCGUCCAGCGCGUACCCGCCGGACCCCAUGAGCCAGCCGCGGGCCGGCCACGCCGCCAUGAAGCCCAACCAGGUGGGGCAGGUGAUCCUCUACGGCAUCCCCAUCGUGUCCCUGGUGAUCGACGGGCAGGAGCGGCUGUGCCUGGCGCAGAUCUCCAACACGCUGCUCAAGAACUUCAGCUACAACGAGAUCCACAACCGGCGGGUGGCCCUGGGCAUCACCUGCGUGCAGUGCACGCCGGUGCAGCUGGAGAUCCUGCGGCGGGCCGGGGCCAUGCCCAUCUCCUCCCGCCGCUGCGGCAUGAUCACCAAGCGGGAGGCCGAGCGGCUCUGCAAGUCCUUCCUGGGGGAGAACCGGCCGCCCAAACUGCCGGACAACUUCGCCUUCGACGUGUCGCACGAGUGCGCCUGGGGCUGCCGGGGCAGCUUCAUCCCGGCCCGCUACAACAGCUCCCGCGCCAAGUGCAUCAAGUGCAGCUACUGCAGCAUGUACUUCUCCCCCAACAAGUUCAUCUUCCACUCGCACCGCACCCCCGACGCCAAGUACACGCAGCCCGACGCCGCCAACUUCAACUCGUGGCGCCGCCACCUCAAGCUCACCGACAAGAGCCCCCAGGACGAGCUGGUCUUCGCCUGGGAGGACGUCAAGGCCAUGUUCAACGGCGGCAGCCGCAAGCGGGCCCUGCCGCCCGCCCCCCCGGCGCCCCCCGCCGCCGCCGCCGCCGCCGCCCCCUGCCACCCGCUGGGCUCGGUGAAGGCGGCGGCGGCCGUGGUGGGCGGGGGGCUGCUGAGCCCCCACCUGCUGGCGGCACCGCCGGACCUGCACCAGAAGCGGCCCCGCUUCGAGGAGGACGACGAGCUGCAGGAGGCGGUGGCGGCGGCGGUGCACGGCGGCAAGAGCCCGCGGAGCUACCCGGUCAUCCCGGUGCCCAGCAAGGGCUCCUUCGGCGGCGUGCUGCACAAGUUCCCCGCCUGCGGGGGGCUCUUCCCGCACCCCUACGGCUUCCCCGCCGCCGCCUUCGGGCUGUGCCACAAGAAGGAGGAGGGCGGCGGGGGCGGCGGGGCCGAGACCCUCGGCGGGGGGCACAAGGCCGGCGGGGGGGCGUCGGGCGGGGGGCUCUCGGGGCUCUUCUGGCCCGGCAGGAAGGACGCCGCCUUCUACCCGCCCUUCUGCAUGUUCUGGCCGCCCCGCACGCCCGCUGGCCUGCCGGUGCCCACCUACCUGCAGCCGCCGCCGCAGCCCCCCGGCGCUUUGGGCUGCUCGCUGGGCGACGGCGCCGGGCUGCUCCGCCAGGCAUUCCUGGACCUCUCGGAGCCCGGCGGCGGCGGCGCGGAGCCGGCCUCGCCCGCAGCCUCGGAAGGGGGCGGUGGGGCGGCGGGGGGCGGCCGGGUCCCCUCGCAUCCCCCGCACCUGCUGGAAGCCGCGGGGGGCGGCCGCAAGUCGGGGGGUGGCGGCGGUGGCUACCACCACUCCAGCGCUUUCCGCCCGGUGGGAGGCAAGGAGGACUCGGAGAGCCUGGCCAAGCUGCACGGCGGCGGCCCGCACCGCUCUGCAUCGCCGCUGCAGCUCCUGCUGCCACCCCCGCCGCCCCCGCCGCCCCCCGAGGAUGGGGGCUGCGACCGGCACCCGCACCCCCCGCCCUGCAGCUUCGCCAGCGAGGACAGCAGCGAGGAGGAGGACGAGGAGGAUGAGGAGGAUGAGCCCGAGGUGGACGUCGAGGGGCACAAGCCCCCCGAGGAGGAGGAGGACGAGGAGGAGGAGGAGGAGGAUGGAGAGGAGGAGGAGGACGAGGCUGAUCCCCUAGUGGCCUCCAGCCGCUUCUCGCCAGCCCGGGGCCCACUGGAGAAGGGCAGUCGGGAUCGCCCCACUGCCACCAUCCCCUUUGCCCGGCCGCCCAUCGAGGAGAAGCCUGGCGAAGGCCAGGUGCCACCACAGCCUCUUCCCGGGCACCCCAAGGCCGGCAGUGGCAGCAGCAGCCCCGCACACCACCCAUCGCUGGAGGAGCAGCCCUCCUACAAAGAUAAUCAGAAGAGCAAGGAGAGUAAUCAAGUCAUCUUGCCCACAAAAGAGGAUAACUUCUCAGAUAAGAACAAGGAGCAUAAUUUUUUCAUCACAGAUUCAGAGCCUUCAGGAGGAGACUUCUGGAGAGAUAUAGCAGGUGAACACACACAAGAAACUAAUCCACCUCAUUCACUGAAGAAGGAUGUAGAAAACAUGGGGAAAGAGGAACUCCAGAAGGUUUUGUUUGAACAAAUCGACUUACGGAGGAGACUAGAACAGGAAUUCCAGGUGUUGAAAGGAAAUGCAUCAUUCCCUGUCUUCAAUAAUUUUCAAGAUCAGAUGAAACGGGAGCUGGCAUACAGAGAAGAAAUGGUACAGCAACUACAAAUCAUUCCCUAUGCAGCAAGCUUGAUCAGGAAAGAAAAGCUCGGUGCACACCUCAGCAAAAGCUAAAGAAGCGCAGGAUCUUUUGCAGCUGUUACCUUGUAAGUUAUAACCCACCACUCAGAAAUCUGACUUGUAUAAAGACUGAGACAAUGGAAGGGCUUGGAAAUUUAAAGAACAAACAAAACAGAUCAGGUUCCUCUGAACCCAAGG
This is a messenger RNA of Cygnus olor (mute swan), 2761 nucleotides long. It is a transcript of the gene SKOR2, whose product is annotated as SKI family transcriptional corepressor 2. Gene Ontology annotation, molecular function: DNA-binding transcription factor activity, RNA polymerase II-specific; SMAD binding; RNA polymerase II cis-regulatory region sequence-specific DNA binding. Gene Ontology annotation, cellular component: nucleus; transcription regulator complex. The coding region runs from base 116 to 2617 and encodes 833 amino acids. NCBI's taxonomy places the organism in Eukaryota, Metazoa, Chordata, Aves, Anseriformes, Anatidae. The record is from RefSeq and is a predicted model, not a curated record. The transcript is spliced from 11 exons. Gene Ontology annotation, biological process: negative regulation of BMP signaling pathway; negative regulation of transcription by RNA polymerase II.